AUGCACCAGCGACGGCAGGCGGAGAGCACGAGCGGAAGUGGUGACAUGCCCCAACGCCCGCUCAUGACUCCGUUCUCGUCCCAUCUGGGAGUCCCCUAUCAACACCACCAACACCUCCAUGCGACCAACUAUCUACAGUAUCCUAUGCCCAUGGAGCCUUCUCUACGAAAUUACAGUCAUCAACAGCAGCCGAUGCAGCAAUUGCUCCUUCCACCACAGGGAAUGUAUUGGCAGGCACCAACGGGGCUAGACACUUUAGGCUACAACACAAAACAGGGACGACACGGUAACAGCUUGGACCUGGAGGAGCUCGGAGGCAUGCUGGAGGCCGACUCAAACUCGAAUGCUGGUAGGCCACCGUCGAAUGGACCGCCUGAGAUGACGAUGACGAAUUUCGACGUCAAUUCCUUUCACGAAGGCAUGACAUCGUCGAAUCAAAAUGCAGUUGUAAGCUCGGAAGCUUUUCCCCCGCCUGUAGCGCUAUCGACAAUGCCAUCGAGACCACCAGUUACACCAACGAUGUCAACACCGCCUCGUGUGACGAAUACUAAGAAAACAAAAAAGGUAAAUCCAUCUUCAUCAGAUAUCGCGACGAAAGCUGUCGUAGAUGCUGCGUUUACCCAACUCAGCGAAUCACCACCAAAAUCCGAUCUUCGGCCGGGCAAACUCUUCAAAGACAAGAGUGAAAAAUGCCAAUUUCAUGAUUGCCCAAACCGAGCUCGCGUAUCGCAGUCAUACGGGAAGUUCUGUAAUCGACACGUCAUUGUCGCGCCCUGUGGCUUUCCUGGCUGUCGGGAUAAGGCAAUGGACCGAGGUGCUAUGUGUGCCACGCACACAGAACAGGGUAAAGAAGCACUUCAGAAAAUCUUGGACGCACGAUCUCAGAAUGUACCCGUGUGCAAAAUCUCUGGCUGUUUCAAGAAUGACCAAGGUCGGGGCUAUUGUCGUGGACAUGAAAAACUACUCAUGGCUACUGGACGUCUACCACCGCACAUUAAUAAGCGACGCCUCAACAGUGCGUAUACCAUGUGCAGUUAUCCUGACUGUUCGAAGCAUUCUCAGCGUCAUCACUUGUGUCGAACGCACGGGAACCUGCUCAUUAAGCAGGCUCGGGACCUAGCUGAUCGACCCGGAGCCACGGAUACCUUUGAAGACAUAUUGAGCCGAAUGCAAAAAGAAAUUCGGCGUUGCACACACGAAAAUUGCUCAAAAAACUCACAGCGCGAUCGACUAUGCACGACGCAUUAUUCUGAGAAACAUAACUUACAGAAAGAUGCUUUAGCUGCUGGAACCUCUGGCUUAGUCGUGAAAGAUAAGAAGGAUGUAAAAAAACCAAGAGGAGGCGGUUGUGGGGACAAUGGUCGAACUGUCGAACGAAUUUCUUGUGGACACCCAGGGUGUGGGAAGCUGUCGUACGCUGAAGGACUGUGUGCUGAGCACAUGAAAGAAAGCCAAAAUUCUAUAUCGACUCAUGCUCGAUUUGGCCCUUCGUUUUCAGCCGAGAAGCGUUGCGGUCCCUUUUCCAAUGAUACGAAUAGUGUAGCAAAAGCAAUAUCAAGCGAAAAUCCUCAAGUCUCUGACCUUCCCCUGUCAGAGGGUAUAAGCAAUCACACCAAGUGCACGAAUCCAAUGUGUGAUCGAGAGAGUUAUGGCCAAGAUUACUGUGAGGCAUGUCAGCGGCUCUUUUCGUCGCUUGCGACGCCGAUAAGUCUGACCCCAUCAGUUGGAUACAUGCACAACGCAACGAGUGGAAGUGCUAUUCAUUCUGAUAGCAAGUCCUUACUGUGCCGCGUGAGCGACUGUGAACAAGGUUCUGUUCGUGGUGGACUAUGUUCUGCGCAUCUUCGGGCCUUUCGAACAGGACUAAUAUCGGUCGACAAUUUGAAACUAGAGUCUCAAGCUCAACAAAUACAGCAUGAACAGGAGCUGGCGGAGGCAGCAGCAGUUGCUGCUGCUGCCGCCGACGAUAAGCAAUCAAAUUCUUCUGCCUCUAGCAAGGUCAAGAAAUAUUAUUGCAAGGUGGAAGGGUGUGGUAAGCAGGCUCAAAAGCAGCACAUGUGCAAGCGUCAUCACCGCCUGCAAGAAGACUAUCCUGUCUCUAAGUCGCAGCUAGAAGCAUCGAUGAGUGGUCCGCUCAGCAACUACGUCCAUGCAGUUCCUCAGACUGUGUUUGCUCAGCCCAUUACCACUUGUCAAUUUGCCAACUGCUCGCAAGUAGCUUGUAAUGGCACACUUUUAUGCUUAGCGCACUCCAAAGCGACCUUUUGCUGGCAGCCGGAUGCGCGUAUGAAGGCUGCAUGUACAGUGCUGAGCGAAAUUUUAGUGGUUGCUCAAAUCACGCAAUGGCCCCGAGAUGUCGUCACGAUUUCUGCGACAAAUACGCUGUGA
Plasmopara halstedii is the source of this 2388-nucleotide messenger RNA. Its product is annotated as atpdependent dna helicase. The transcript is spliced from 2 exons. The coding region runs from base 1 to 2388 and encodes 795 amino acids. The record is from RefSeq and is a predicted model, not a curated record. Lineage: Eukaryota; Oomycota; Peronosporomycetes; Peronosporales; Peronosporaceae.